AUGAAGCUUACCUACGCUCUCGUCGCUGCGGCACCUCUGUUUUGCAAUGCGACGGAGCUGGAGGCCCCCAUCGAAGGGUAUGGUGUGGUCGUACCGGAGUGGGAAGUCGAGAUAACACCCGGGGGCUCGACAACUCUCUUGAACGGGACGAUCGAGGAAGUCCAUGAGGAACUCCUUCAGUUGAACCCUGACUGGGACGAGGAGUACACUGGAAAAAGCACUGAGAGCGAGUUUACAGAGCGGGAUUCCGGCUUUGGCCUCUUUGCUAGGACCGACUUUAGCGACGCUGAGUACCACUGUGGCGGUCGAUGGCCACAGUGUCGAACCACCAUUAUUAAUCAAGGUAUCUCUUAUCUGCGUCGUGCUAAUGGCAAGCCGACAAAUGGCCCUGGACCGGGAAACUGCGGUCGAGUUAGUUGUUCUUUUAACUCAGCUAUCUGGUGGUGUAAUGAUAACGCCAAAUCGAAGACCUUGAACAGCUUUUCAAGCAUCGCAGACGGUGCUGCUUUUAUUGUGAAGAAGUGCUAUGUCCCCGACCGAGGUCCACCUGUGCCGGGCAAGUGGAACAUGCUUUCUGGUCAAGCAUUUCAUAACAGCAAGUGGAAUGUGAUUGUUAGGAAGGACAAGUGUUGA
Molecule: messenger RNA, 633 nt
Organism: Fusarium sp. VM40
Lineage: Eukaryota; Fungi; Ascomycota; Sordariomycetes; Hypocreales; Nectriaceae
Source: the annotation of a GenBank genome assembly